GCUUUGGCCUCUUGAGCGAAGACAAGUUUGGAUCCAUGAGCCCAGGAGUUUGUUUCCUGGGUUCGGAUGGUGAAGCCCAAGGCUGAACCUUUAAGAUGGAUUCGACGUUGCUUUUUGUGCUGGACGGCACCAUUACUCUUUCUGCUUUCUGCUCCACACUUGGAGAGUGACAAAGAUGUCGGAGCACUUGCAGUUCUAGGUCCACUAUUGGGAACAUUUGCAACUUCACUGACUGGCUUGACUGCCACAUUGUUGGGCUGCUCUAUUUGCCGAGUUGCAUUUGUGCAGCUACUUGUGCAGUUUGGUAUUCUGUUAUACGCCCAUGGCUUGAUGUUUAGCUUUACGUUUGAGUCUCCAAAAAGUGCGUUGCCAAAUCCUGUUUUUGGGGCCACGAGUGGUGCUACGAGAUUCUUGGAGAAGAGAACACUUGGAACCAUCUCUGUGGUGCUGCCGUGUUUGAACGAACCCUAUGCCGAGAAGACGGUCCUAAAGUUUUGCGAUAGAACACCACAAGAGGUGCUUGAGGAGAUCAUCGUAGUAGAUGAUGCUUCGACACCUCCCAUGGCUGAAAAACUUCAAAGCGUGCCAAGCCGUUGCAAAAUGAAGAUUUUGAGGCACCAAGAGUCUCUUGGUUUGAUGAUUGCCAAGCAAACAGGAGGCGAUGCAGCUUCUGGAACCUACAUUGGAUUUUACGAUUGCCACGUAGCACCGGCAGUGAAUUGGUACAAGGAGACCAUGGAUUUGCUCGCUGCAAAGGAGCGGCGCCUGGUGGUGCCCAUGAUAGCAGACUUGGACUUGGAUACCUGGGACGAGAAGGUGCAUGGCCCACUCACAGCAAAAUGCUACAUCAACUUCAACGCUGAUUUUUGGUGGUAUGAUGACGAGUCCGACUUUAUACCAGUCAUCAGUGGCGGUCUUGUUGCCACAACGCGGAAGUGGUGGCAAGACUCGGGAGGUUUUGAUCCUGGGAUGCGAGGCUGGGGGGGAGAGAACACUGAUCAGUCUUUGCGAACGUGGCUUUGCGGUGGAGAUAUUCUGCGAGCUAAGUCCAGUCAUGUUGCGCACAUGUGGCGAGUGGAUUCAGAUCCAAGAACUCUGUCGCGAUUUAAAUUGAAACAUCAAACAGACAAUCUGGCUCGCGUGGCUGCAAUAUGGUUCGGAGAGUUCAAGGAUAAGUUUCGAGAGGGUGGCCUAAACCCAACGAUCAACGUGUCCCAAGCAGCUCAGAGAAUCAAAGAGCUCCAGUGCAAGCCGUUUGUCUAUUUUCUCCACCGCUUCCGCAAGCUGUAUCGUGGGGGAGGUGUGCUCCCAGACAACGUCUUCAACCUGCGCUUGAAGGGCUCGAACAAGUGCAUCGCAAAGACUGGUGGUGGUUUGCACUUGGCAGAUUGCAAGGCUGCAACCAAAUUGCACCUUGCAAACAUGAUACCCCCCGGCUUCCCACAUCCAGAUGACUUUGAAGCACAACCCGAUCACCAGGUGGUUUGUGGCGGUCACGUCGCCAGCAGCUGCGCCAAGUGCCCCCAAGGGCAUGGAGAAAGUUAUUGCCACAUGGAUUGCAGGUGGCUCUUUGGUGAAUGCGUUCCACGAGUGGCAACGCAAAUGCCAAAAGCGGAGGAAGCUUUCAUGUUCUCUGGGAUUCGUCUAUGGAACACGAUCGAAUGCUUUGACCGCUUGGAUCCUACAGGUCCAAUCCUCUACUUUUGUGAUAUCUCUGGGCACAAUUUGAAUCAGCAAUAUCUCCUUGACCGGAAGGGACAUAUGCGGCAUGCUUCCGGUCAUUGUGUCUCUGCUGAUGAGAGUCGUUUACGUUCCAGCACAUGUGAGGAUGCUUCCUUGUGGGAAAAAAUUGAUGGAUUUGUUCCUGUUGAAACGACCCGCUAUUUGGCAUCCGUUCGCAAAUAUGGCUUGACAGAUGAUGUUCCGGACAGCUAGCUGCGGCUUGGUGGGUUGACCAUCAUCGUGAGAUCCGUUCAAUGGUGCAACAUCAUGGUUUUCGACAUCCAAACUCCAAGAUCUACACUUGUUUGGUGACGGCAGCUGAACAUGAGCCGCCCUAUAUAGCUGUCGCUAGUUUGGAGAAAUGGUCCAUUCUAGCUUUGCUGCUUCCAAAGUAUUCCAACGUUUUGUUCAGAUAGUGCAUCACAAUGCAUGAGUCACAAGGCUAAUUCAUGACCAGGAGCCAUUCUCCGAGGAGUCGAACAUUUCAAAACACAUGCAGUCAGG
Durusdinium trenchii is the source of this 2226-nucleotide messenger RNA. NCBI's taxonomy places the organism in Eukaryota, Dinophyceae, Suessiales, Symbiodiniaceae. The record is from the annotation of a GenBank genome assembly.